Molecule: messenger RNA, 1006 nt
Organism: Rhizopus microsporus ATCC 52813
Lineage: Eukaryota; Fungi; Mucoromycota; Mucoromycetes; Mucorales; Rhizopodaceae
Exons: 2
Coding region: 54-893 (279 amino acids)
Biological process (GO): prenylcysteine catabolic process; prenylated protein catabolic process
Molecular function (GO): prenylcysteine oxidase activity
Source: RefSeq, a predicted model, not a curated record
AGCCACAAGAUGAAAAAUAAAAGGUAAAAACUAACUGAUGUCUGUAGGUGUCGAUGGAAGCAGGUCAUGGUACAUGGGCAUUGGAAGAAGGAAACUUCAAAAUAUUUGAAGAGUUUGCAAGUCGUUCUGGGGCAGAUGUACGACUGAAUACCAAAGUAACGGCUGUUUAUAAUGUCACCGAAUUCGAUCAAAUAGGAAAACCAGUUCAUAGAUACGCUGUUCAGACAUCGGAUGGAGCACAUCAAGUAUUUGAUGAUGUCGUCCUUGCUUCUCCUCUUGCCUUGUCUGAAAUUCAGUUUGGAUUCCCAGCAGAACGUCAUCAUCGAGAUUAUCACGUUGUUCAUGUUACACUUGUUGCUGGGCAUAUCAAUCCUCAUUAUUUUGGCAAGGACAGCAUUGAUAAAACACCCACCUUUGUUAUCACCACUGGACAUCCACUAGGUAAGCAAGAUACCCAAGCACUUGUGAUUAUACUGACUCUCUACCAAUUAUAUAAAGUUAAAAACUUUCAAGAUGGCAGCGCACCAUUUCAAACAUUCUCUGUCCAUCGACAGUUGGAUAAUGGUGAGCAGGUUAUCAAGAUAUUCUCAUCACAUGAGUUGAGUGAAGAAGAGCUUGAUGAGCUGUUCUUGAACAAGAGUUGGGCCUUCCGUAAGAAAUGGCAUGCAUUUCCAGAGCUAUAUCCUAUUACUGAUGAGCACCAGUUUGUACCUUUUGUACUGAAAAUGGAAGGAGAAGAGAAUGGAAUUAUUUAUACCAGCGCAUUUGAAAACUUUAUAUCCACGAUGGAAACGCAAACAAUAGCAGGUAAAAAUGCAGCAAGACUGUUGUAUGAUAAAUGGUGCGAACAUCGUCACUGUAAACUAUUUGGUGAUGGUUGGGGAUCCUAUUGAUUGACCAAAUAAACACCAGACAUAUUCUCUAAUUCAAUGUUUCUUCUUGGCAUGUUUUUUCCGAAGAAAGUGUGAAUCAAUCUCCAUUCUUGUUCUGUACUAGGCAUCGCAUG